Messenger RNA from Phragmites australis (common reed), 1101 nucleotides. Its product is annotated as expansin-B3-like. NCBI's taxonomy places the organism in Eukaryota, Viridiplantae, Streptophyta, Magnoliopsida, Poales, Poaceae. Gene Ontology annotation, biological process: sexual reproduction. Gene Ontology annotation, cellular component: extracellular region. The record is from RefSeq and is a predicted model, not a curated record. The transcript has 4 exons. Bases 91 to 888 code for a protein of 265 amino acids.
CUCCUCCCUGACCAUCGAAGCACAGAACCUCCUGUCUGCUCAGUACUAACAGUAGCUACGCUCUUAAAAUCGGAGUAGGCUCGUAGUACAAUGGCCUCCGUCUGCUCCAAGGUGGUGGCGCUUGGUGCACUCUUCUCCCUCCUUGUCACGUAUGGUUCGUGCGCUAGGCCGGUGAACUUUAACGCCUCCGACUUCACCGCCGACCCUAACUGGGAUGCCGCCAGGGCCACCUGGUAUGGCGCGCCCACCGGCGCCGGCCCUGACGACGACGGUGGUGCCUGCGGAUUCAAGAACGUGAACCUGCCGCCAUUCUCGGCCAUGACGUCGUGCGGCAACGAGCCCCUGUUCAAGGACGGCAAGGGCUGCGGCUCCUGCUAUCAGAUAAGAUGCGUCAACCACCCUGCGUGCUCCGGCAACCCGGAGACGGUCAUCAUCACCGACAUGAACUACUACCCGGUCGCCAAGUACCACUUCGACCUCAGCGGCACGGCGUUCGGUGCCAUGGCCAAGCCUGGCCUCAACGACGAGCUCCGCCACGCCGGCAUCAUCGACAUCCAGUUCAAGAGAGUGCCUUGCAACUACCCGGGGCAGAAGGUGACGUUCCACGUCGAGAAGGGCUCGAACCCGGUCUACUUCGCGGUGCUCGUCGAGUUCGAAGACGGCGACGGCGAUGUGGUGCAGGUGGAUCUCAUGGAGGGCAACUCCGGGUCUUGGACGCCGAUGCGCGAGUCGUGGGGAUCCAUCUGGAGGCUGGACUCCAACCACCGGCUGCAGGCGCCAUUCUCGCUGCGCAUCACCAACGAGUCCGGCAGGACGCUGGUGGCGAACCAGGUCAUCCCGGCCAACUGGGUGCCCAACACCUACUACCGCUCCAUCAUCCAGUAUUAGCUAAAGAUAAUUCCGUGUCAUUGGGUAGAAUAGUUUGGUACUGUAUCUCGUUGCAUCGGAUUGAGGUGCUUUAUUUAGUAGGUGAGACGUCGAGUGUUGUUGCGUUGUGUGUCUUCAAGAUCGACGAGUGGGAAAUGGAGGCAGGUUUGCAUGUGCUUUCCAGCCCACUGUCAAUGCAUGUACUAGUGUGAUCAAGAUUAUAAAUUGUUAACA